Messenger RNA from Physcomitrium patens, 4639 nucleotides. The record is from RefSeq and is a predicted model, not a curated record. Lineage: Eukaryota; Viridiplantae; Streptophyta; Bryopsida; Funariales; Funariaceae.
CGUCCCGACGUAUCCAGCUCUCGCCACUUCCCGCCCUUUCCUACGCCUCCUCCUCCCCCUACCCCCCGCCCCCGCCCGUGCGCGUGAACCUCAUCGCGCUCGCUCGUGAACCCCUGCUCACUCGCAUUUUGUUCCUUCAAUGCAAGCGCCGCAGCUACAGGCACGCUGAUCAGCUUUUUGCGUCAGUGCAUUUCAGCGGUGUGAUGAAUUGUUUGCGAGGUUGAAGGUGUUUCCAGGAAUCAGAUGACGUAGGCUGUAGAAGUUCACAGAAAGUGCUCAUAGGGUUGAGCUAAAGCUGUGAUAGCACGGGAGGCCUACGCGCAGUUAAUCAUUUCUGAGAAGUUAUCAGGGCAUUUAAAAAGAUGGAGGGGACUCCGGUGGCUGAGAGUCACAAGAGAGAUCGUCGCCAAGCAGUGCUGAAUUCCCAAUUAAUGAAAGAGCUCAUGGAAUCUAGUGAGGAGGAGGAGAGUGAUAAGGAUGAUUUGGAUGAUGAACCACCAAGAAAACGUGCGAAUUAUGGCCAGAAGCACUCUAAGAGAGGCGGGGAAGGCGAGAAGGACAGUUCUGCGAAGACUAAGAGGCCGUACAAUCGUACAGCUCCAAAAUUUGACAUCGGGACAGCAAGUUUGAUUGAUAUCAUGAAGCAUAAACCCAAAUAUGUCAGUGAUGCAGCUAUAAAAUGGCUCGAGCGCUACGAGGCCAAUCCUGUUGACGGCUUGAACGAGCUGCUUUCCACAAUGUUUGAGGCAUGCGGUGUUACUCUGGACUUGGAUGAAGCCUCGUACGUGGAUCUCGAUGUCGAUGAUGUAGUGAAAGAAAUGCUUUCAAAGGCAAAGCAAGGUCUCGUUGAAGAUCACCUGGGGGCUAAAAAAGAUGGACGAGUGUUCAAAGACAACCUACUUUCUUUUUGGGACACUGUUGUGUGCGAGUCCCAGGAGGGUGCACUGUUUGAUCAGCAGUUGAUGGAGAAGUGCAUGGAUUAUGUCAUUGCUCUGUCUUGCACUCCUCCAAGGAUUUUUCGCCACGUUGCUACUCUGAUAGGAUUGCAGUUGGUGACCUCUUUUGUUUCCGUUGCGAAAACUUUAGGACAGUCUCGAGAGACUGCUCAGCGUCAGCUGAAUGCAGAGAAAAAGAAGCGCAAAGAAGGGCCACGUAUUGAAGCUCUUAACAAGCAGCUAUCAGAGAAGCAUGAGAAGAUAACUAUGGUUGAGGAGAUGAUGAGAAAGAUUUUCACGGGGCUUUUCAUGCACCGGUAUAGAGACGUUGACCCUGAAAUUCGGCAGGCUUGCAUCAGUGCCAUGGGGUGCUGGAUCGUCUCAUACCCUUCAUUAUUUCUUCAGGAUUUGUAUUUGAAGUAUAUUGGCUGGACAUUGAACGACAAGAAUGCAGCAGUUCGAAAUAGCUCUAUUGGUGCACUUCAAGCCCUGUAUGCGGUUGAUGAUCAUGUCCCAUCACUCUCUUUAUUUUCUGCGCGGUUUUCGAAUCGCAUGGUAGAGAUGGCAGAUGACGUGGAUUUGACCGUUGCUGUGAAUGCCAUUGGGUUGCUUAAACAAUUACUCAAGCAUCAACUUCUGAACGACGAGGAACUUGGUUCUCUUUUUGAUCUACUUAUUGAUGAAGCCCCUCAAAUUCGACAUGCAGUGGGAGACUUGGUGUUUGAUCAUCUGAUUGCCCAGUCUUCAGAAGGAGAGGAUGAUGAAGAUUUAACUGCUCAGCUUGAACGGGUUUUAAGGAUAUUAAGGGAAUUCUGCGCUGAUCCAAUUUUGUGUGAUUACGUUAUUGAUGCACUUUGGGAUAAGUGCUCAGCAAUGAAGGAUUGGAAAUGUAUGAUAACUAUGCUAUUAGAGGAUACCACCAGUAAGGAACUCAAUGAAGAGGACACCACUAUACUUGUGCGGGUUCUAUUGGCAUCUGUGAAGAAGUCAGCUGGUGAGAAGAUAGUUCCUUCUGCUGAGCAGCGCAAGACACAAACUUUUACUAAAGCUCAGAGGGAGGUACAAGAGAACAGAAAAAAGGAGAUGACCUUAGCUAUGGUGAAAUCUCAUGCCAAGCUGCUACGCAAGUAUCUGGCUGACAAUGCCAAGGUUGCUGCAAUUAUUGAGAUUGGCAUGUACAUGCAGCUUGACUUAUACUCUUUGAAGCGUCAGGAACAGAAUUUCACAACCUUACUUCAACUCAUCAAAGAGGCGUUUUUUAAACAUGGAGAUGAAAACAUACUGAAGACUUGCGUAAAAGUAUUGUCAUUUGCUGCAAGUGAAAGCCAAGGUGAUUUGCAAGAUUCUGCCAAUCAGAUUCUCAAGGAAACAGCUGAUGACCUCUUGGUGAAACUGCGGUCAGCAAUCACACAGGCAGUGGAAUCAGAAGACGAAUAUUCAUUGGCUGUGAAUUUAAGGCGCCUUUAUCAGCUGCAACUGGCAGUAAACUUCUCAGAUAAUCGCCUCUUUACUGACCUACUGGGUAUCCUCAAUGACUAUAGCAACUUGGAGGAUGAGGUGAUACGUUUGGUGUUGUUGAACGUGUUCCUACAUCUGGCGUGGGCUUUGAAGUCGAUUGAUCUCGACAAUCCUGAUGAAAAUUUUGUGAAGGAAGUGGUCACAAAGAGAAACAAAUUUAUGGAGCAGUUGCAGAGCGUACUUCAAUCUCUUCUAGAGAGCUGGGAACAGGACGAUGCUCGCUACAUCUUGACUUGCACUAUGUGUGCUGUAUUAUCAGAUUUGUGGUGCUUAUUCAGUCGGGCCAAAUUAGAAGGCACCAAAUUGCAGGCUUUGAGCUUCUGCCCCUCCAAACAAGAGCUGCAGCAAUUUUGGAAGCUUUGUGAACAUCGUCUAAAUGCCCCUGAUGGUAGCGAGGAAGAGAUACCAGAGGAACCUAAGGCUGUUGAAUAUAUGAAUGAAAAGGAUGCUAUUGUGGCAUGCGCAGCAAAAUUGAUUGCUCACGACAUGGUUCCUAAGGAUUACCUUGGACCUGCCAUAUUGUCGCACUUUAUGCUCCAUGGAAAGACUGUGGAGGAAACAGUGAAACAGCUACUGACACAAAUUAAAAAACACAGCAAACUUGAAGAACUUUCGCAUAUCUACCUCGAUGCCAUGAAGCGGGCGUACGAAAGGCACAUGGAAGAGGUCGCGGGAAGCGAUGGGGAUUUGACCCGUACUGAAUCUUAUGUAGCAUGCAAGGAACUUGGGGAUCGCCUAGCAGGAACAUUUUUCGGGUUUCAAAGAAAGGAAUUUCGUCCUAGUAUUUUAGGUAUUGUUAAGGGUGGCAUCGAUUUUGCUCUAAGUGAUCCUCCAAAGCGAGUUUCUUUUUUGGAAGUGGGGGUUUUGCAGUUCGUACAGAAACUACCAGCCGCUGACAUAAAGGAGAUCGCGGCUAAUGUGGAAGGUAAAGCGGAGGAAUUCGACAUCGAUGCGGAUCCUGAUGGAUGGCAACCUUACUCGUCAUUCGUUGACGCUCUUCGGGAGAAGAUUAUACGCGCUGAACCGACUGAGAGAGAAGCCGGAAGACCUCCGAGACCUGGUAGAAAAAAACGCGAUUUGAAAGGUAAGAAGCUAUUUGAGAAUCCAGAAACAAGUAGUGAGGAAGAGUCGCCUCCAAGUGAGUCCGAGGAUGCCGCUGAAGAGGACGACGAUGAUGAUGACAACACACCACUUUUUCAUGUUCGACAUACAAUGCGUCGAACAGCUAGCAGCAAUAGAAACGCACAAAAGCGUCCUCCGCGUACUCCACCGUCGAAAGUCCGAGAGCCUGACUUAACACAAGCAACGUCAGCUGAGAUUACUCUUGAAGAGCAGGAGGUAUCAGAGGAGGUAUUUGGCAGAGGACCAUUGAGUCCUGAUGAUCCAUUGAUGAUAGGCUCUGCAACUGAAGAACAACUUCCAGUUAUGCAGUUUGGUGAAGUCGAUUCUAAUGCAACCCGUGGUGAACUCAGCAAGGAAACGGAGGAAGCGCAGGAUCCUUACAGCACUGCAGAUGAUGCACCACAGGCUACUUCUGUUAGGAGCAAACGUCCAGUAUCUUUUUCAUCUGAUGAUGAGGACGACCAGCCUGCUGGAAAGAGGGCACGGCCAGAGUAAUAUCCUGCCUCGUUAGUUGCUCUAGGCGACCAUUCACUGAUUGUUCAUGGUAACCUAUGGCGGUCUUCGGCGAUUCUUGCUUUUCUUGACAUAAUAGGAAAAGAUCCUGCAAAUGUACAUCUCGUGAAUCUGACCCUCUGCCUCUGCGUGGGGCUGUGCCUUGGUUCUUUAGCUUAAAACUCUCUUCAGCUCUAUAUCAUGAGCUAGGAAAGAAAAAAAUUGCUGCUAUGUUACGUUAGCCACCCUUCCUUCGACUUGUACAGGCUUGAAUCAAGCAAGUCAUUGUGGAAGCUGUCUUUCACAGCAUGUACAUUCAUUUCCGUGUUUAACAAUAGAACUGUCUUAGUGCUCGAUAUUGUGUAGGGGGGACAGUUGGCAUUGUUUUAUCAAUUGAACUCCUUCGUUACUGAACGUACCUUAUGUGGUUAUUCGUUUGCCGACCCCUAGUUCGUUUUUGAAUAGCUGGGAGUUUCUUGUCUUGGUGUAACAAUAGUUUGAUCGCAGACUUUGCGACAUUUUGCAUCCAGUAAGUGGGAGGUCUAUUUCUAAUUAAGAAUUUCAUUGCUGAA